This is a messenger RNA of Oldenlandia corymbosa var. corymbosa, 825 nucleotides long. Lineage: Eukaryota; Viridiplantae; Streptophyta; Magnoliopsida; Gentianales; Rubiaceae. The record is from the annotation of a GenBank genome assembly.
UAGAAAUCGUAUAGCAGCGAUUGAUAAAAGCAAGAUACAACCAUAAAAACACAACUUACAAAUAGUUACAAUGUCAUUGUUGUAUUUCGCUACAUGGAUAAACCUAUCCUGAUCUACCCCAUAAAAUAAUGGUUGUACCACGUGCCAGAUUGUUAAUCCGGUCAAGGAUACAACACUAACCUUCAGUUGAGACCCUCAAAUCUUAAACCUAAUAAUAAUUAGAUCUACUAUGACUGAAUCUUCUUGGACCAUACCUGCCAAACUGACGAAUACCUUCAAUGAAGUCGUCGCCGUCGUAUCUGCAUAUAUCACCGACAAAACCGCCGCCAUACUAGCAAACAUCAACAAAGAUGCUGCCGCCAUACCUGCAAACAUCGAUAAAGAUGUUGCCGCUAUACUGUAGAUAAUAAUCUACAAGCCGUUUAUUGAAAUUAAAUUAAAACACAAUAAAAAGGCUAAAGGAUAUUUGUAGAAUUAUUUCCCCCAUUCUUCUAUGGUGAAGAUGGGGGAAGAUUGUUUUUUUUUUUUUUAAGGGUUUGAGGGUGAGGGAGAGGGAGGCGGCAAUCUGUUCGUAGUUGAUAAUGUUCUUUGCAGUUGUGUAUUAUUGAAUAUUAGGGAUUGGCCUCUUAAAAAUACGAAAAAUUAUGCAUUCUACUUCAUCCAACCUUGAUAAUUUGAAUUAUUUUCUUUUUCUGGUACUUGCGAAAGAGAAAUGUUAUCAAAACCAAAUUGAGUGAAAAUGGUGAAAAAUAACUUUGGGGUGUUGAGACCAUUGGUACUACAUUUUGAGCGUCAGAUUCGUCUCGAACGUUUCUUCUAGUUGAA